CUCUUCCCCUUAUUUUCUCCCUUUUUCUUUCUUCCUUUCUUUCUUUCUCUCCGUCUCCUUUUUUCUUCUUCUUCUUUUUCCUUCUUCUUUUUCUUAUAUUCGUACUUCUCCUAAAAAGGAUCUGAUUCCUUUUUAUUCCUUUUUCCACUCUCACUCUCUUCUUCCUCUUUUUUUCUUUCUUUCUUUGUACGUUCAUCCUUGUUGCAUUUUGUUACUUAGCCCAUUGUUUUUUUUUUGUUUUUAUUCUUUCAUAUUGUAUUUCUUUCCUCCUUUUCUAUCUGUCCCUCUCUCUCUUCAUUCCCUUUAUUCUCUCACUUAUCUACAUUUCUUUUUAUUUUGAUGACUUCUUUAUUAUCUACUACUGGUCAUUACUAUGCAUCAACUUUACAUUGUUACUACCAUCCACCUGCGCCAGUGACACAAACAUUAUCAAGUGUACGUUUUACUGAACCCAGCCAUCAAACUGAUCCCGAAAUGUAUGCUUUAAGAGCCAUGUUAUCAGCUCAUCGGACCUUACCUUAUUCUGGACGGCGUACUUGUAACGGAACGAAGAACAGCACCUUAAAUAAUCGAUUGGCAUAUGUGGAAGCCCUAGUAGACACCAACGCCCUCGUCAUCGAAACCAUGUGGUGUUCAACUAUACCAUCCAAUCGACAAGCAUCUGUAGUUCCUUUACGUACAUUUAUUCAAGAAGUAUUAAAACGAUCACGUACAACAUAUUCAACUCUUCAAACAGCUCUGUUUUAUCUAUUUCGGUCUCGCCCAGCAAUUAUGGCUCAUUUACGACAAUGUCAACAAGAUAAAUGGGAAGGUGCAUAUAUUAGUUGUGGUCGACGUAUGUUUCUUGCAAGUUUGGUGGUAGCCUCAAAGUUUGUACAAGAUAAAACCUAUCGAAACUCGGCUUGGGCAAAAAUUGCUGGACUUCCUGUUGCUGAAAUCAAUGCUGCUGAACGUAUCUUUUUGGAUUUGGUCGAUUAUCGAUUAUACAUUUCUCAACCUACAUUUGAACAAUGGCAUCAUUUACUUCAUAUGCACGUAGAAGCGAAAACUCAAAAUCAUCCCAUGGUAUUAUUAUCUUAUAAUAUGCCAACAACAACAUCAACACCAACAACACCUACAUUAUCAUCUUCUUCAUUAUCAUCUUCACAACAAUCAUCUACUACAAGUCCAAUUACUUCACCAAUUAACUUUCCUUCUAUUCAUCAUCAUCAUCAUCAUCAUCUCUUUUCUCAACAACAACAACAAUCUCAUUUUGUUCAUCAAUCACCUUAUUAUGAACAAUCUACUUCAAGACGUAAACGGCAACGUACAUCAUCUGAUACAACUUCACCAUCACUCUCAUCCUCACCUUCUUCAACACCAAUGCCAGUACUAACGAUAUCAUUACCAAGUUCGAAUCACUCAUCACCUUUACAAACGCCUACUCAAAUAUCACCUAUUCGAUGUCAGCUUUGGAAACCAGUCUCACCCAAGAAAAGGAAAUUGGAUAAUGAUUAUUUUAUUCCUCAUCAACAAACAAGACAAUGGAAUCAAAGACAUGGAUGAUCAAUUCAAGAAAUAACAACAAUAACAACAACAGUAGCAGCAAGAAAACCUUCUCUCUCAAUGAUCAUUCCUUUUUUUUUCUUAUUUCCCCUUUUAUCUAUCGUUUUUUUUUUCUCCCACUACCCUUCCUUUUUUUUUUUUUUU
Halteromyces radiatus is the source of this 1689-nucleotide messenger RNA. Its product is annotated as cyclin-domain-containing protein. The coding region runs from base 340 to 1545 and encodes 401 amino acids. The record is from RefSeq and is a predicted model, not a curated record. Lineage: Eukaryota; Fungi; Mucoromycota; Mucoromycetes; Mucorales; Cunninghamellaceae. Gene Ontology annotation, biological process: regulation of cyclin-dependent protein serine/threonine kinase activity. Gene Ontology annotation, cellular component: nucleus; cyclin-dependent protein kinase holoenzyme complex. The transcript has 2 exons. Gene Ontology annotation, molecular function: protein kinase binding; cyclin-dependent protein serine/threonine kinase regulator activity.